UCUGAAAACUGCCGGCAUCUAAGGUCUCCUCCAAGGCCCUCUGGAGUCCAGCCCAUAAUAAAGGUCUUGGCAGCAGGAGUCGUGCCCCUGCUGCUGGUUCUGCACUGGAAACACGGGGCGGGGAGCCCGCUUCCCAUCACCCCUGUCAACGCCACUUGUGUCACACGCCACCCAUGUCACAGCAACCUCAUGAACCAGAUCAAGAACCAACUGGUGCAGCUCAACAGCAGUGCCAACGCCCUCUUCAUUCUCUAUUACACUGCCCAAGGGGAGCCGUUCCCCAACAACCUGGACAAGCUGUGCAGCCCCAACGUGACAGACUUCCCGCCUUUCCACGCCAAUGGCACGGAGAAGGCCCGGCUGGUGGAGCUGUACCGCAUCAUUGCGUACCUGGGCGCCUCCCUGGGCAACAUCACACGGGACCAGAAGUUGCUCAACCCCAAUGCCCUCAGCCUCCACAGCAAGCUCAAUGCCACCACGGACAUCAUGCGGGGCCUUCUCAGCAAUGUGCUCUGCCGCCUGUGCAGCAAGUACCACGUGGGCCACGUGGAGGUGGCCUAUGGCCCUGACACCUCGAGCAAGGAUGUCUUCCAUAAGAAGAAGCUGGGCUGUCAGCUCCUAGGGAAGUACAAGCAAGUCAUCGCUGUGCUGGCCCAGGCCUUCUAGACAGGAGGUCUUGAAGCGUGCAGUGACCCGAGACUCAGGUGGCUCUCAAACUGUGGCUGGGGCCCAAAGCAUCAACAAACCCAAAUGUGGGCUGCUGGCAGACCCUGAGGGGUUCCUGGCCAGUCCACUCUCCUCCAGGGUGGACUGUGAUGAAACCGAGUAGUUAAAACUCCCAUAGGCAGGGCCUAUAUAUAGUGCUGACUAGAGGAAGGCGCCCCUUCUCCUUCUUCUGGGAGGCUGCAGCCAGGCACUGGGGUGUCAGGCUGGCGAGGGGAGUGGGGGCUGGACUUCUGCCCCCACUUGUCCCCUCAGCUGGGACUUUGUAAGCAAACUGAAUAAGUUGUCUACGGUGACCCUGACCACAGGGCCAGACAGCAAGGUUCGGGGGAAUUACCCGGCCCCCAGCCGACUGACCAUCAUCAGUGCCUUGGCUUCCCCUUAGGUAGACUUUGGAAGGUUUGUUUGGAACUUGGGCAGGCCACAGGGGCUGGGAUCCCGAAGGACGCCUUGGUCCCUGUAAGUGUGGUGAGUAGAAGUUAGAGACGGGAGCUCUGGUUUCAGAUGCUGUCUUCUCUUGGGUGUGAUUGGAGAGCUCAGGCAGGAGGUUCCAGAAGGAGGCCACUAGUGUUCAGGCUCCCGGGGAAGCAGAAAAGCCACCUUCACGCCUGGGAAGGAAGACGCUGGAAGGAAGAGUCCCUGAAAGUCUGGGCUCUCCUUCCUCUUCCCUGCAGUUUUUCCUGCAGCCCAGGGUGGCCAGGGUGUGGUGGCUGGACCUAGAAGAGGUGUAUGUGGAGGUGGGCAGGUGGCAAAGUCAGGUGAGGAGGUGCUGAGGGAACCCAGAGUCUUCCUUCUGGGCGAGGGUCUGUAAGGGAGGGGAUGGAUCAGGUAGUUCAGAGUGGCAGCUCACACCUGAGGCCCAAGGAGGCCCCGUGAGGUCACAUAAAGGUACUUGAGGGGGACAGAGGCCAUCUCUGUCCCUAGAGCAAGGGGACAGCAGAACUUGAGGUCAGGGUCUCAGGAAAGCCUGAGAUCCAAGAGUGCUGUGUGUGUGUCUGACCCAGCAUGAUUGUCUAUUUAUUAUGAUGCCCUAUUUAUAUUAACUUAUUGGUGCUUUCAAUGGCAAAGUUAAUUCCCUGUUCCCUACCCAACAGAAAUAAUAUGAUGGCUACUUCUAUAGGAGCCAAUGCCAGGCCUUAGCAGAGCUUGGUCUGGAAGUCAAUGAUGUUACAAGUGGGGUAAGCCCAGAGAAGGAUCAGGACUGAGAGAACUGGUCAGCCUGAGGGGAAAGGGGUGUGGGGGACCCAGCUCCAUACUUCCACCCCAACUGUGACUUGCUUUGGGGAUGCCAGGAUCCUGGUUGCAAGGCAGAAUGCGCUAGUUUGUGGA
Messenger RNA from Hipposideros armiger (great roundleaf bat), 2052 nucleotides. It is a transcript of the gene LIF, whose product is annotated as LIF interleukin 6 family cytokine. The record is from RefSeq and is a predicted model, not a curated record. Gene Ontology annotation, molecular function: cytokine activity; growth factor activity; leukemia inhibitory factor receptor binding. The annotation marks the transcript as partial. Gene Ontology annotation, biological process: immune response; positive regulation of cell population proliferation; regulation of cell differentiation. Gene Ontology annotation, cellular component: extracellular region. The transcript has 3 exons. NCBI's taxonomy places the organism in Eukaryota, Metazoa, Chordata, Mammalia, Chiroptera, Hipposideridae.